Messenger RNA from Cervus elaphus (red deer), 2178 nucleotides. Its product is annotated as melanoma-associated antigen B1-like. Gene Ontology annotation, cellular component: nucleus. NCBI's taxonomy places the organism in Eukaryota, Metazoa, Chordata, Mammalia, Artiodactyla, Cervidae. Gene Ontology annotation, biological process: negative regulation of transcription by RNA polymerase II. The coding region runs from base 244 to 1689 and encodes 481 amino acids. The transcript is spliced from 3 exons. The record is from RefSeq and is a predicted model, not a curated record.
GGGAGACCCCACGUAGGACCGUACGCAUCUCCCAUCCACUUCCGCUUCAAAGGCGAGGAGAUUGACCGGGAGUCGUGGCGUCUCUUUGGUGGUGUUUCUGUGUCCAGGACUUGUCCAGAACCAAGGCAUCAAUUCAGGAGAAAGAGGAGCUUCUCUGCCAGGAGCCCAAUUGAGGAACCUGAGUGCACCAAUCUCCUGUCCUUUGACCCAGACUCCUGCCUGUAGUUCCUGUCCACGGCGAUCAUGCCCCGUAGGCAGAAGAGUAAGGUCUGUGGUCAUGAGAAACAUCACCAGGCCCGGGCUGAGACCCAGGUCCUUCAUGAUCAAGCCACCACCUCUAGGGGAGAAGAGACCACCUCCUCCUCCCCUCCUGAUUUAGAGAGUGCUCCCUCAAGCUCCUCAGCUGCUGGCACCCCAAAGGAGCCUCAGGGAGCCCAAGGCACCACCAGUGCUGCUGCAGGUGCUAUACCCAAAAGAUUUGGUGUCGUUGCUGCAACACGCUCAAGAGCUGAUGUCUGUGAUGCAGCACGCUCAAGAGCUGAUGUCAGUGCUGCAGCACGCUCAAGAGCUGAUGUCUGUGGUGCAGCACGCUCAAGAGCUGAUGUCGGUGCUGCAGCACGCUCAAGAGUUGAUGUCUGUGGUGCAGCACGCUCAAGAGCUGAUGUCGGUGCUGCAGCACGCUCAAGAGCUGAUGUCUGUGGUGCAGCACAUGCAAGAGCUAGUGACGGUGCCGCAGCACGCUCAAGAGCUGGUGUCGGUGCCGAGGGCCAUGGUCAGGGAGGUGGAAAUUCCUCCCAGGCCUCAGCUGCUGCUGAGAGCUCUCACACAGAUCCUCUGACCAUGAAGGUGCAGGUGUUGGUGCAGAAGAUGCUGUAUAAGUAUAAGGAGAGGGAGCUCAUUAAGAGGUCAGAAAUGCUGAAGGCAAUCAAUAAAAGGUACAGGGGGCAAUUCCCUGAGAUCCUCAGGAGAGCCUCUAAGCACAUAGAGAUCAUGUUUGGCCUGGUCCUGAAGGAAGUCAGGCCCGACGGUCACUCCUAUAUCCUGGUGAGCAACCUAGAUCUCAGUGACAGUGAGUCUAUGAGAAGUGACCGGGGGCUGCCGAAGAAUGGUCUUCUGAUGCCUCUUCUGGGUGUCAUCUACAUGAAUGGCCACCGCCUCUCUGAGGAGAAGAUCUGGAAGAUCCUGAAUUUUCUGGGCAUCUAUGAUGGAAGAAGGCACUUCAUCUUUGGAGAUACCAGGAAGUUCCUCACAGAAGAUCUGGUGCGGGAAGAGUACGUGGAGUACCGCCAGGUGCCAGGCAGCGAUCCCCCUCGCUAUGAGUUCCUGUGGGGUCCGAGAGCACUCAUGGAAUCCAACAAGAUGAAAGUCCUGGAGUUUUUGGCCAAGGUCAACGAUACGGUCCCUGCUACCUUCCUGGAGCAUUUUGAGGAGUCUUCCGGAGAGGUAGUAGAGAGCACCAGCGCCAGAGCUGUAGCCAGCGUUGGCACUUCUGCCUCGGGCAGGGCUGGCACGUCUGUCUGGGAUACUGCAGGCAUUUCUUUCUCGGUCUGGGAUGGCCCUUCUGCUGCAGCCCAGGCUGAGCAUCCUGCCUCAGCCAUGCCUGGCAUUUCUGCUGCAGCCAGUGCUGGCCCUUCUGUCUCGGCCAGUGCCCACGCUAGGGCCGCAUCCAGCUGGUCAUCUCGCCCCUAGUGUGGGCUGAAGGCCAUUCUUCACUUUGUGGUCAGAAAAGCCUGUCAUCAGCCUGUGUUCCUGUUGACUUGCCCCACCCCCCACCCCCACCCCCCCCAGUUUUCAGUUCCUUCUUUUUUCAACAGAAAGCGUCUUUAGGUUGAUGAUACAAGUAUUUGAAUAACAUGGGUCACACACACUUUGCUGUUUGUCAAAUUUAUGAGUAGGAAUUUUGGUUUUGGAAAUGCAUAUUGGAAAUCCUCAAAUCCUUUUUGUGAUCCCAGAUGAGAAUAACAUCACUUUAGGAUAAGAAUAGCCUUAGAAAUGUGAAAGACACCACACUAAUAGAAGCUCAGAACAUAGAUACAUAGAGAGAGAGCUGAAAGUUCUUCAAUUUUUGGUUUGCUGUACUCUCUGUUAUAGUCUCCUAUUUUGUAAAUGUAUAAGAUAUAUCCUUGGAUCUGCUUAUGGUUUUCAAGAAUGUUUGAGAAUAUAAAUUAUAGCAAAUGA